CUAUUAUCCUUUAAGUUAGUUACACUGUUAUCUUUCAGCACCACUGAAGCUAGAGAAGACCCGGCAUGCCAGUAAUUCCAUUUCUUAUCCACUACAUGGCGCCGUGUUUACAACAGGAGGCGUUUAUCAAACUUACAAGAACGCCAUAUCCGGCUGAUGGUUGGGAUUUGUUUGUUUUUAUUUUUGCUAGCAAGCGGUUCAGUCUGUCAGCACCGGCCAGCGGCACGUUCAGAUCAGAAUAAUAUGAUAAUAAAUAGAUGUCAGCUGUAACGGACCGAUCUGCCGGCUGCUGUAAAGUCCGAUAAUGGUCUUGUGUCUGUGAGACAGCGCGAAGUGUCCUCACUGUAGCUAAUUAAAAGCUGUAAAAUCGAUUAGCCUGACGGCGUUGUGUUUGUGUGCCGUUGACAGCUCGCUAGCUCGCUAAUAGAGGCGCGAUUGAUGCGAGCUGUACACCGAGCUAAAAAACCUGCUAGCUAGCCAGCCAGCUCCCUGCCUGGACUGGAGACGAGGAACACCGCUUGCUAGGCUAGCUGGGUUAGCCCACCAAGGACCACCUCCUCCUUAAACCCUAAUCGGCGCUGCCAUCGCCUUUACUUAAAGCUGACAUUUUUCCCGUGUCUUCCUAACAAUGGGAAACGCCGCUGCGGCCAAGAAAGGCAACGAAUUAGAAAGCGUGAAAGAAUUUUUAGCCAAAGCCAAAGAGGAUUUCUUGAGAAAAUGGGAGUGUCCUCCACAGAGCACAACAUGCCUUGAUGACUUUGAAAGACUGAAAACUCUUGGUACGGGCUCUUUUGGAAGAGUUAUGUUAGUGAAGCAUAAAGCAACAGAGCAGUACUACGCUAUGAAGAUCUUGGACAAGCAGAAAGUGGUGAAGCUGAAACAAAUAGAACACACGUUAAACGAGAAGAGAAUAUUGCAAGCAGUCUCUUUCCCUUUCCUCGUCAGAUUGGAGUAUGCUUUCAAGGACAACUCAAACCUGUAUAUGGUUAUGGAGUAUGUCCCUGGUGGAGAGAUGUUUUCACAUCUUAGACGAAUUGGAAGAUUCAGCGAGCACCAUGCGAGGUUCUACGCAGCUCAGAUUGUACUCACGUUUGAGUACCUCCACUCUCUAGACCUCAUCUACAGAGACCUGAAGCCUGAGAACCUCCUCAUUGAUCAGCAUGGAUACAUCCAGGUCACAGAUUUUGGCUUUGCAAAAAGAGUAAAAGGCAGAACCUGGACGUUGUGCGGGACACCAGAAUACCUGGCUCCAGAGAUUAUCCUUAGCAAGGGUUACAAUAAGGCUGUUGAUUGGUGGGCCCUUGGUGUUCUUAUCUAUGAAAUGGCAGCAGGCUACCCACCCUUUUUCGCUGACCAGCCCAUCCAGAUUUAUGAGAAAAUUGUCUCUGGAAAGGUGCGAUUCCCCUCUCACUUCAGUUCAGAUCUAAAAGACCUGCUGAGGAAUCUGCUUCAGGUUGACCUCACAAAGCGCUUUGGCAAUCUAAAGAAUGGGGUCAAUGACAUAAAGAACCACAAGUGGUUUGCUACGACAGAUUGGAUUGCCAUAUAUGAGAGAAAGGUGGAGGCGCCCAUCAUACCAAAGUGCAGAGGGCCGGGCGACACGAGCAACUUCGACGACUACGAGGAGGAGGAGAUCCGGAUCUCGGACACAGAAAAGUGUGCGAAGGAGUUCUUGGAGUUUUAGUGGGAGGAGGGUUCUCAUAGGGCUCUUACAUUUUGGGAUAUAUAUUUUUUUUCCUCCUUUAUUUUGCACUCCUUUGAAAGGUGAGAGUGAAGCUAUGACCAUCAUAUGUGUUUUAACCUGUUUCACGUUUCUUCAUUCCAUGAGGCUGAGGGGAGAGAUUGAAGAGUGCCGUGUUCCUCUGCGUGCAGGGCUGCACUAAACCUAUACAUAGGCACGACAUGCAGUUUCUCUUUCGGGCUGCGACACCAAGCACCAGACCACACUGUUUAGUCUUUUUCUGUUCUGUUUCAGAAUAUAUCAUCAUUUUCUAGAAUGAUGUGUUCUUCCUGUUGUUGCUGUUGUUAUUUUUAAUAUUAUUGUUAUUAUUAUGAUUGUUAUAUUAUGGUUUUUUUUUUGUUUUUUUUUUUUAUAUAUUUAUGAAAAGGGAAGAGGCCAGUUACUCUUAUAUUUGUGGUGAAGCAAAUAUUUUCUUUUUAGUCUGUGAUCAUGCACUUUUUUAAGGAUUGGUGCUGCUUGUUCUUGCCAGCAACAUCUUUUGUCUGUUACAUGUUAAUUCAAUUUUUAUGCUUCACACUGUCUUUGACGUAUCACAACCCGUAGAGUGUGUGUGUGCGUGCGUGCGUGAUCUUUCUGUGUCUGCAGAUACAUGGGAAGGUGUGUGUGUGUGUGUGUGUGUGUGUGUGUGUGUGUUUACAUGUGUAAAGCAUAAAAAUUGUUGAAAGCAUGAUUUUUGUUUUUGUUUACUUUUUACUUUUUUAUGAAGGAAUUUUCAGUUACACAGGUACACAAUAUCAGCCAGAGUGCGCGCACACACAGCAAAUCCCUGACUGCUCAACCAAUACAUAUCGCUAAAAUGUUAUCGUUUAUUUCAUUUUUUAAGCACACUGUGCUUUUGGGUUCAGAUGUUUAAUUACUUAGAAAUGUUUAUUUCCAGUAAAAAAUGAAUACACCAGCAUGAAAACGACAGGCUGUUACUCUGUGAGGUCAUGUCAUCUAGUUUAAGUGCUACAGCUUAAUUCAUUGUUUUGAUUCUGCAAAAAAUAGAUAAAGGACUCUCCCAAAAAUUACGGGCCACAUUAUCUACAGUUUGUUUUAGGAGGAAUUCUGGAUCUCAGACACAGAAAAGAGUGUUAGGGUCACUCUAAAGAAACGUCCAGUUUUGGAAUAGCAAAAUGUUUAAUUUUUUUUCUAACAUAUACACUGGGAGUGUUUAUAGUAUAACUAAUUGGCUGUAUGAAUAUGCUUAAUAACAGCUUUUAACAUUUUUAUGUAUAUAUUUUUUUUAAACCUUUUUUGUGCAUUUGGGGGUACCAAAGAAUGGUAACACCAGUGACAGUUUUCAUGGAUGCAACUGGCUUUCAAACCACAUGUGGUCAGUCAUGAUAUAUCUGCUAAAAUAUGUAAUUGAAUCUAAUUUAAAAUUAUUAUUAUUUUUUUUUUUUUAGAGUUCCCUAAAAUAAAGUACUGGUAGGUCGCACCAGUUACAUUAACACCAGAGCCAUUUAUCAUUAAACGUACAUUUUACAAAAUGGCUGCAACUGACCAUCCAACCAUGUUGUCAGCCAUGGUAUAUCUGCUUAAAUGUGUUAAUUAAUCUAGUUGUUUUCUGUUUUUAUAGUUUCCCUAUCAAAAAAAGUAUGUCACACUUGCAACUUUAUAUGAAAUGAGAACAUUUCAGAUAACUGAAAAAGGGACAGUGGCCUUUUUUUUUUUUUUUCCUAAUAGAUCUUUAGAAAUUACACAAACAAGCUUAAGUUAUGCAACACAACACUAGUGACAACUUCUGGGGACUACAGCUUCCCUUUUAUAUUUUAAUAAAUGUAUUUGGCAUUUGCUUUUAUUAUAUAUAUAUAUAUAUAUAUUUGCUGUCAUAUAAAUCAUACAUUUCAGUCAUCUGUAGAUUAUUACAGUUAAAAGGGUUGAAAAACACUUUGAAAAAUAUUAAAAAAACAAAUGUUGUUAAAUUGGUUGCAUACAAAGGUUUAAUUGUUAAAAUAACUUCUUGUUAUUUUUCAAAUUGUAAACUCAAUUUAAUCUUAACCUGUUUUUCAAGUUUAAUAUAUCUGUAUAGGCUAGGGGCACAAAAAUGGACGUUUCUAUAAAAUGACCCAUUAAACAAUUUCCAAAACAUAAAACAAAAAUGAUUCUUAACUGUUAACAGUUAGCACUGCCCCAAACUGGAAUAGUGUCUUAACUUACAUACAUAACUAACUAACUAACAAAAAAUAUGGUCUGAAUUACCUACUUUAUUUAUAUAUAUAUAUAUAUAUAUAUAUAUAUA
Astyanax mexicanus (Mexican tetra) is the source of this 3965-nucleotide messenger RNA. RefSeq names its product protein kinase, cAMP-dependent, catalytic, beta a (gene prkacba). The record is from RefSeq and is a predicted model, not a curated record. Lineage: Eukaryota; Metazoa; Chordata; Actinopteri; Characiformes; Acestrorhamphidae. Gene Ontology annotation, molecular function: cAMP-dependent protein kinase activity; ATP binding. Bases 629 to 1684 code for a protein of 351 amino acids. The transcript is spliced from 10 exons. Gene Ontology annotation, cellular component: nucleus; cAMP-dependent protein kinase complex. Gene Ontology annotation, biological process: peptidyl-serine phosphorylation.